This is a messenger RNA of Hyphopichia burtonii NRRL Y-1933, 2859 nucleotides long. RefSeq names its product Mtr10p (gene MTR10). Gene Ontology annotation, biological process: protein import into nucleus. The coding region runs from base 1 to 2859 and encodes 952 amino acids. The record is from RefSeq and is a predicted model, not a curated record. NCBI's taxonomy places the organism in Eukaryota, Fungi, Ascomycota, Pichiomycetes, Serinales, Debaryomycetaceae. Gene Ontology annotation, molecular function: small GTPase binding. The transcript has a single exon. Gene Ontology annotation, cellular component: cytoplasm; nuclear membrane.
AUGUCAGAUGAGAAAUCCCGUAUCGUACAAGCAUUGAGUACUAUGUAUAGUAAUGCUGACGCUAGUGUUAAGAAGGAGGCAACCAGUUAUUUGGAAGACUUUCAAAAAUCACCAUUGGCAUGGGAAACAACGCAUGAUAUAUUGAAUGAUUCAAAUCAAUCAGUAGAAGUUAAAUUGUUUGCUUCACAAACGUUGAGAUCAAAAAUUGUAUACGACUUCACCCAGUUACCUCAAUCAUCAUUGGAAGAAUUGAAGAAUUCUGUGAUUGAAAUGAUUUUAAAGUAUUCCCAUAUUAGCAGUGAUAAAUUGAUUAGAACUCAAUUAUGUAUAUCAUUAUCACAUCUUGCAUUACAAUAUACAUCGUGGCAUAAUGCCAUGCAUGAAAUAAUCAAUAAAUUCUCAAAUGAUAAUGAAAAGUUACCAUGUUUACUAGAAUUUUUAAAAGUUUUACCCGAAGAAUUAAGUGAUGUUAAAAAAACAUCACUUACCGAUGAUGAAUUUAAUUCAAGGACUCAAGAAUUAAUAUCUAAUAAUGUUGAACAAGUUGUAUUUUUAUUAUCUAAAUUGAGUGAAUCAUCACAAAAUAUUGUAAUCAAUUCCUUAGUAUUAGAUUGUCUUAAUAGUUGGAUAAAAGAAUGUCCAAUUGAACAAAUUUUACAAGUUACUUCAUUAACAAAUUUGAUUUUCCAAUCAUUAUCAAAUGAUGAAAGUUUUGAUAAAUCAAUUGAAUGUUUAUGUACUAUAAUGAGAGAAACCAGAGAUAUUGAAAACCAUGAAUUAAUUGAUGCAUUAUAUCAAAAAAUCUUAGAAUUACAUCAAUAUAUGGUUUCAACCAAUAAAUUCAUUGAUGAUAUUGAAAUCACUGAUGGAUUAACAAGGUUAUAUGUUGAAUCAGGAGAAUCAUGGCAUGUAUUAAUUGCUAAAAACCCUCAACAUUUUAAACCUUUAGUUAAAAUCUUGUUGGAUUGUUGCAAAAACGAUGAGGAUUUAGAUAUUGUUAAAUAUACUUUUAAUUUUUGGUAUAUUUUAAGACAAUUAAUUGAAUUAAGAAAUUUUGAAAAUUCGAAAUUAGAAUUCCAAGAUAUUUAUUCUGAAUUAAUUGAAAUCAUAAUUAAGCAUUUAACUUAUCCAAUUAGUGAUUCAACUGAUUUAUUUAAUGGUGAUAAAGAACAAGAAGAUAAAUUCAAAGAAUUCCGUUAUGAAAUGGGUGAUGUAUUGAAAGACUGUUGUGCUGUUAUUGGAGGUACUAGAGCAUUAAAAAUACCAUUUGACAAGAUUCAAAAUUUUUUAAAUAGUUCUCAACAACCACAUUGGCAAUAUUUAGAAGCCCCAUUAUUUUCAAUGAGAGCCAUGGCAAAAGAAGUUAGUAAAAAGGAAAAACAAAUUUUACCAACCAUUAUGCAAUUAUUAAUUCAAUUACCAGAACAUCCAAAAGUUAGAUAUGCAGCAACAUUAGUUUUGGGUAGGUAUACCGAAUGGACUUCUAAAAAUCCCGAAUUUUUGGAACCUCAAUUAAAUUAUAUUAUCAAAGGUUUUGAAAUUGAAGAAUCAAAUAAUGAAUUGAAUAAAGAUAUUUUAAUUGCUGCAUCUCAUGCGUUAAUGUUUUUCUGCCAAGAUUGUUCGGAGUUAUUAAUUAAUUAUUUGGAGCAGUUGUACUUAUUAUAUGGACAGGUACAUUCAAAAUUAGAUACUGAUUCAAUUUAUAAACUAGUUGAUGGAUUGGCCCAUGUAUUACAAAAAUUACCAAUUGAAAAUCAAUAUGAAACAACUAAGAUGUUUUUAAAUCCAACAAUUAUUAAAUUAAAAGAAGUUAUUGAAAAAUUUAAUAAAUCAGAAGAUUCAAAUGUAUUAAUUGCUGAUCAAAUUGAAAUCUUGACAAUUUUCAUGAGUAUUUUAAGAUGUAAAACUUAUGAAGCCCAGACUUAUCCAAUUGCUAAUUUAUAUAUGGACGAAAUAUGGCCUAUUAUACCAAUACUAUUGAAAAACUAUGGGGAAUCUUUGAAAGUUAGUGAACGAGGAUUAAAAUUAGUAAAAUCAAGUAUACAAAGUUUUUCAACCUAUUUAAAUCCAAUUUUGGGAGAAAUAGUAUCAUUAUUACAUCAAGGAUUCCAAACCACCCCCUUUGGAUGUUACUUAUGGGUUUCUGGUGCAGUAAUCAGAGAAUACGGAGAUGAGUAUACAACCGAAGAAGUUAAACAAGAAAUUUAUAAAUUUGGUAUUGGACAAAGUUAUUCAUUUUUCCAAUUCAUCAAUCAAGGAAUCAAUAUGAACGAAAUCCCCGAUGUCAUUGAAGAUUAUUUCCGGAUGAUGAGUGAUUUAUUAAUGUAUUUCCCCUUUAAGUUAAUUCCAGAAUCCGAUUUAUUAAAAUCAGUUAAAGAAUCAAGUUUAAUCGUUUUACAACAAGUGGACGAAUUCGAACCUUUGGUAAGCACUCUACAUUUCUUAAUUGAUCUUGUAUCCUGGGGGUUUGAUAAUCCACCAGUUUCAUUUUUCGAAGAAAACCCAAUUUUCAUCAAGGAAACUGUUCAAAAAUUUUUGAUUUUUGAAAAUCAAGGUUGUGAAAUACUAAAAGUCUUGAUACAUGGUUCAAUUUUUAAGUUCCCCAACGAUAUUCAAAUCGACGCCAAUGAUUUAUUAAUAAAAUUACUAACGGUGAUUCCUGAUUCCACUUUAUCCGUAGAGUGGUUAACUUCCGUUAUAAAAUUAUUGCCAAACGUUAACGAACGGGAAAUUACAAAAUUGAUAAAAGUUAUUCAAGUGGCAAUUCCAAACAAAGACACCAAAAGGAUAAGAACUUCGUUAAAAGACUUCAUUAAUUGGUAUUCUAGAAAAAAUGUCAAUCCAAGAUUAGAACAUUAG